Messenger RNA from Racocetra persica, 241 nucleotides. NCBI's taxonomy places the organism in Eukaryota, Fungi, Glomeromycota, Glomeromycetes, Diversisporales, Gigasporaceae. The record is from the annotation of a GenBank genome assembly.
CAGAACGAUAAAGAUACCGCUUUGGAAAAUGCCAAACUUAAAGCUAGGGUUGCGAAAUUGGAACAGAAACAGUUACAAAUUGACAAAGAAAAGAGCAACCAUAUUAUAUUACGAAGUAAUGACCGUGCCAGUUCCACUGAUGCCUUCGCAUCUAAAUCGGAUGAUACCACCUCCAUUGAAACGGAAAAUUCUAACGAUGCUCCUGAACAGACAAACUUACAUUGUGAUGAGUCAGAGACUU